Messenger RNA from Nomia melanderi (Alkali bee), 411 nucleotides. NCBI's taxonomy places the organism in Eukaryota, Metazoa, Arthropoda, Insecta, Hymenoptera, Halictidae. The record is from RefSeq and is a predicted model, not a curated record.
AGUGGUGGUGGUCACGGAGGCUACGGUGGUGGUGGCCAUGGUGGAUCUGGCGGUGGUGGUCAAGCGAAAUCGUUCCAUCACUUCUCUGGACCAGUUGUGGGCCCACACCAAGAAGUAUCCUGGAAAGACAAACACGGCCACGUUCACUACGACUACGCAGCUCAUCCUCUGUACCAAUAUGCCUACGGAGUGGAUGAUAAGCACACCAAAGAUUAUCACACGCAGAAGGAGUUUCGUGACGGGAAGAAAGUCUCAGGAGAGUACCACGUCAAAGAACCAGGCGGUAACAUCAGGAGCGUAAAGUAUCAUUCCGACCCCCAUAGUGGAUUCACCGCAGAAGUUCACAAUCUCGGAGGAAAUGAUCAUUCCGGUGGCGGCCACGGCGGCGGUCACGGUGGCGGCAAGCACUAA